Messenger RNA from Spinacia oleracea (spinach), 2178 nucleotides. Its product is annotated as zinc-finger homeodomain protein 6-like. Gene Ontology annotation, cellular component: nucleus. The transcript has a single exon. Lineage: Eukaryota; Viridiplantae; Streptophyta; Magnoliopsida; Caryophyllales; Amaranthaceae. Gene Ontology annotation, biological process: regulation of DNA-templated transcription; regulation of developmental process. Gene Ontology annotation, molecular function: DNA-binding transcription factor activity; transcription cis-regulatory region binding. The coding region runs from base 1095 to 1934 and encodes 279 amino acids. The record is from RefSeq and is a predicted model, not a curated record.
CACCCUUAAUUCAACCCUUUCUCCCCAAAUUUCAACACACUCUUCUUCUAAUCUAAAUCUCACCUGUUUUAAAACCUAUUAGCUUAGCUAAUCAUAUUAUUCCACCAUAAUUAAUCUUCCUAAUUUACAAGUUUUGUUUUUGUUUUUGUGUGUGUGUGAUAGAGAGAGAGAGUGUACAAGGAGAUUGGAAGCAAGCAAAGGUCUUGUCCCACGGCUCCCGCCUCUUUUGUAAGCUUUAUUCUCGUAUACCAUAUGAUCUAAGAUCGAAUCUCGUCAACAUAACCGGAAGCAAGCAAAGGUGUUGUCCCACAACUCCAAUCAUUUCGUAUCCAGUACUCCGCAUAUAGUGUUAUACCCUAUUAUCUAAGAUCGAAUCUCGUCUACAUCACUGACGUUUCUGUAUACUCUACAAUCUAAGAUCGAUUCUCGUCUACAUCACUGGCUGUUUACAAGGUUACAACACUAUUACACACAAGAAAGAAAAGGUACACCGAGUACUACAAAGUUGGAGUUGGGGGGUUUGGUUUUGGUUUUGGUUUGGGGAGAAAAAAGUGUAAGUUGUGAGAGCAAUAAUUAAGAAAUUGGACCAUUUUGCAGGCCGUGGGGGAGGAAGAACAUGCUAUUGUCGGUUGUUCAGUGCUACACCUUCUUGUACUAGUGCUCCCCCAUCCCCUUCAAUUCCUUCCUCAUCAACCCUUCUUACCAAUUACAAAUUUGAAAUUUACAAUCACAUCUUGUCUUACCACUAAUUUUAAGGCUCUUUUUCUUUUCCCUAAAUCAAAAUUAGUUAUAUAUAUAAGAAAUAACUAAUUAUCUUUGGAGUUUAUUGAGUGAUCAAUCAUCCCCAUCAAAUCCUUUUCCUAACCCACUAAUCCAAAUGCCCUUUUCAAAUUAGGGCAUAUGGGGUUAGUGGAUUAAGCACCCAUUCAUAUCAAAAUCACAUUUUCUUUCCUCAUUUAUCAUCCAUAAUCAACCAUUACUAUCCAUAUCUAUAUCCAUUCCAUACCCAAAUAUAGAAUUUCUCCAUUAAAUAUAGAUAAGGAAAUUAAUUAACCCUUUAAUCUUUUUGGAUUUGAUUUGAAUGGAAGUGAAGAAUGAAGCCAAUUCACUCUAAUUCUUUCUUCAUCCACAAUAAUCCUCCAUCUUUAAUUAUAGUGUCAGCUCGAGACGACAGAGGAGAAGAAAAAGCUUCAACUCCAACCCUAGAUCCGAACCCGAACCCGAACCCGAACCCGAACCCGAGAGAGGAGAUGAUCCGGUACCGGGAAUGUCAGAGAAACCACGCGGCUCAUCUAGGAAGCCACGUGGUUGACGGGUGUGGCGAGUUCAUGCCAUCUGGCGAGGGGGAAGCCCUCAAGUGUGCGGUGUGCGAUUGUCACCGGAAUUUCCACAAACGGGUGGUGGAAGGUGACCCCACCACGGCGGCGGAAGCGGUAGCGGGACAGUUUUUACCACUGCCGCCAGCUUCCACGGCUACAGCAAACUGUUACAUUUCUUUCAGCAAAUACCACAAAAACGAUCUUCUUCAACCACCAAUUCGGCCACAUAAUAAUGAUAAUAAUACCAACAACAACUUCACACACCCCCACCACCACCACCCUCGACCGCCGAUUAUGAUGGCGUUCGGUGGCGGGAGAGCGGCGGCGGAAUCCUCAAGCGAUGAACUCAACGCGUAUCGAGCCGGGAAUUUCGAUUACGACGGAGAACAGUAUGGAUUAUUAGUUGGUAAUAAUAAUAAGAAGAGGUUUCGGACGAAAUUCAAUCAAGAACAGAAAGAUAAGAUGGUGGAAUUUGCGGAGAAGAUUGGGUGGAAGAUUCAGAAACAAAAUAAUGUUGAAGUGCAGGAGUUUUGUCAUGAUGUGGGUGUUAAGAGGCAAGUUUUCAAGGUUUGGAUGCAUAAUAAUAAGCAAGCCAUGAAAAAGAAACAAGUUUAGUUUAAUUAAUUGAGUAAUUAACUCCCUCAAAAAAAAAAUUGAGUAAUUAAUUAAGCUUUGUGAAUAAUUAAGCUUAAUUAAUUAAAAUUUAGUGUAUUCUUAGGUUUAUAAGAUAGAUGAGUAGAUGAGUAUAUCAUUUCCCAUAAUCUAAUUUUUGUUUUUUUGGAUUAGAUGAUGGAUUUUAUAAUUCUUUUGGGUUAUCACAUUUUGAAGGAAAUUAAGGAGAAUUUGACAACUUGUUAUA